Messenger RNA from Rhineura floridana, 7112 nucleotides. Its product is annotated as ABC-type organic anion transporter ABCA8-like. The record is from RefSeq and is a predicted model, not a curated record. Gene Ontology annotation, molecular function: ATP hydrolysis activity; ATP binding; lipid carrier activity. The transcript is spliced from 40 exons. NCBI's taxonomy places the organism in Eukaryota, Metazoa, Chordata, Lepidosauria, Squamata, Rhineuridae. Gene Ontology annotation, biological process: lipid transport; transmembrane transport. Bases 701 to 5566 code for a protein of 1621 amino acids. Gene Ontology annotation, cellular component: intracellular membrane-bounded organelle; membrane.
CCUUUUCUACACAACCGUUAACAGUACGGGAGCCUUUUUUGACAUGGACGCUCUAUUAGUAGAUCUCGGUGUAUAGCUUUUAUGCUAAAUAUUUUUAAACUUCAAGGAUUAAAUACAAUGAACCCUGCUUUCCUGUGGUGAGCAAAGAGUUCGUUUGAUGUUUAGCUACUUAUGCUCUGCUUGAAUAUAUAUAUGAGUAAAUAACCCUUAUAUCACUGUCCAAAUUGACCUUCUUUCCAAGGAAACCAAACCCAAAGUAUGCUUUGGGACCCUAAGAGAUUGAGGUGCACUUAAAAAAAUAUCCUGCAUUAGAAAACUAUACACUUUCCUUUUCAAUUUGGUGCCGUCAGAUUGUAUUUUAAAAGCGGUUUGACUCUGCUAAACUCUGGAGCACAGUUUUCCUUCAAUAGUCCAGCUGCACAAGGAAUAAUGAAGAGCUGGCAGAACAAAGGAAUCUGUUUCACUGUCAUGGGAGAAGAUUUGGGAGGGGAGGAAACACUGGAGAAAAACACGAAGUGGUUGUGAACGACUGUAGCUUUUCUGGCUGCCUUAACGGAUAGAAAGAAUAAAGGCAAAAAGGAAGCAGAAAGAGGAGCUGAAGACUUCAUAAAUCAUAUUCCAGACAAAGAAAAGACUGCAGUCAUCUUUGAAUCCUUUGCUGAACUUUUAGCUUAAACUGAUUGCUUAAGCAGGCCUGAAAAUGCAAAAACAACACCAGAGAAAUAGAACCAUGUGUCAACAAACGAUAGCACUAUUGUGGAAAAAUAUAAUUCUGAAAUGGAGGAUGAAAAUGCAAAGCUUUCAGGAGUGGUUCUCGUCACUGGUUCUUGUCUUGGUAUUUUUACUAACAUCACAGAUGGUCUUCCUUGAAUUGAAUCAUGAAAUACCUCAGGCAUUCCUUGGACAGCUAGAUGAUCCUUCAUUCAAUUUUACUGACUUAAAAAUUCUUUAUACUCCCGGAACAAAGAUGGCAAGGAAAAUAAUGGAAAAAGUAGAAAUAAUCUCUGUUAUGAAAGGUAUAAAAGUAGCAAUGGUGGAAGAUGAAAAAGCGAUGGAAGCAGCACGAAAGGAGGAUGAUGAACUUGUUGGAGUUAUUUUUCAAGAUGACACUUCCUAUCAACUCAGAUUUCCUUUUUCUAGAGUGGUUUCUCCAAACAGUAAUAUCAAGGAAAUAGAUGUCUGUUACAACUAUACAGCAUCUUAUUGUAGUAGUCCAAGAUACUGGUUCAAAGGAUUUCUGUCAUUGCAAUCUAGCAUUGAUAGUGCUCUUAUUGAACUUGUCACCAGUCAUUCUGUUUGGGAUGAAAUGAAAUCCAUUAGCGGCAUACGUAUGAGAACGACAUCUGUUACACCUAUAGAAGAAAUAGAACUAGAGGGGCCCUUUUUGCUUAUAACCAUGUGCUUUUCUCCAUUUAUGUACUUCUUGUCACAAAAUGUUUCAAGAGAAAAAAGGAAAUUAAAGGAGAUGAUGAAGACAAUGGGGCUACGCGACACAGCAUUCUGGCUGUCCUGGGGUUUGCUGUAUGCUGUGUACACUACAAUUAUGUCCUGUCCACUGGCAUUUAUUUUGAGCCUUUUCUUUUUGGCCACGAGCAGCUUUUCUGCGCUAUUUAUUCUGUUCUUCCUGUAUGGCAUAUCAUCCAUAUGCUUCUGUUUCAUGAUGAGUUCUCUCCUAAAGAAGCCUAAAACCACUUCAUUUGUUGUCUUCCUCUCCAUUUUUAUGUUUGGAGCAAUCAGCAUUGUUUCACUCUUCAAUAUAGUUCCUGCAGCUUUGGAAUGGACUUUGAGCUUCUUCUGCCCUUUUGCCUUUGGUGCUGGAAUUUCAAAGGUUUUCCAUUAUAAAAAAUAUGGAAGAGACUUCAACUUGUCUAGCCUAAUGUAUGAAUCACACAUGUAUAUCCUGCUUUUUGACAGUGCUUUAUAUAUGCUGCUGGCCAUCUAUUUUGAUAAGAUCAUCCCUGACAAAUAUGGAGUGCCCUAUCCUCCCUUCUUUUUCCUGAAGAAGUCCUACUGGUUUAAAUCAAGGGGCAGCUAUACUGGCAAUGUUCCUAUAAAUGAACCAAGCCAUGGUAAUAUCUUCAGUGACAACAUUGAGCCUGUGCCCCCUGAAUUUGAUGGGAAAGAAGCCAUUAGACUAAAUAACAUUAAAAAAACAUAUAAAGUGAAGAGCAUGGAAACAGAAGCUUUGAGAGGCUUGUCUUUGGAUAUUUAUGAAGGCCAGAUCACUGCAGUACUUGGUCGUAGUGGAGCUGGGAAAACGACUCUGCUAAACAUUCUCAGUGGACUUCUGAAGCCAUCUGAUGGCUCUGCGGCUAUAUUCAAGUACAAUAUAUCUGAAAGGGAAGAUAUGGAACAAAUUAGAGAAAUAAGUGCUGUGUGCCCACAAUUCAACAUUCAAUUUGAAUUUUUAACAGUGAAAGAAAAUUUAAAGACUUUUGCUAAAAUAAAGGGGAUUCCAUCUAGUGAUGUAGAAAAUGAGGUGCAAAAACUAUUGACUCUCUUGGAUAUCAGUGCCAUUCAAGACACCCAAGCUAAUCGUUUAAGUGGUGGGCAGAAACGGAAAUUAUCUCUUGGGAUUACUUUCUUAGGAGAACCACAGGUCUUAUUACUAGAUGAGCCAACUGCAGGGCUGGAUCCUUAUUCUAGGCACCAAGUGUGGGCCCUCCUAAACGAGCGGAAAGCAGGUCGAGUAACUCUGCUCACUACUCAGUUAAUGGACGAAGCUGAUAUUCUUGCUGACCGGAAAGCAUUUGUCUCACAUGGCAGGCUGAAAUGUGUUGGCUCAUCUUUAUUCUUGAAGAAAAAAUGGGGUAUUGGCUAUCACUUAAGGAUGCAUGUAAAUGAGUUUUGUGACCCUGAGAGAACAACAUCCCUGGUUAAGCAAUAUAUCCCUGCUGCCAAAUUAUCAGAAGAACAUGAAAACGAGCUGAGUUAUACACUGCCCUUAGAAAAUGUGAAUAAAUUUCCAGAUCUGUUCUGUGACAUGGACCACAAGACAGAGCUAGGAAUUGUUAAUUAUGGAGUUACCAUGACAACUCUGGAAGAUGUCUUCUUGAAGCUGGAGUGGAAUGAAACAAUUGAUGGAAAGAAUUAUGAAGAGGGAGGAAAGGAUGCAGCUGAAAUGGAACAAGAUCUGCUAUUGCUCUCAGACACAGGAAAGACAACCAUGAGAGGCACAGCACUCUGGAGGCAACAAGUUUGUGCCAUGGCAAGAAUGCAGUUUCUAAAUCUCAGGCGUGAGGGCAAAGUCUGGGGAUCCCUAUUACUCCUUUCUGGAGUUUUGCUAGCACCUUUUCUUGUUCAGUUGGUGUCAUUUGCUAUUUGGGAGAACCUGCAUUAUGAAGAGCUUCAUCCCAAGCUUUAUUUUGAGCCAGGAAAGGAGUCUUUUGGGGGAUCUGCUGGACUCCUGAUUCUUAAUGAUACAGGUGCAAGUAUUGACAAUUUCAUCCAUGGAGUAAAGAGUCAGAAUGUCCUGGUGGAAAUUGUCUCAGGCAGAAAUCUCAGUGACCAACUAGUACACAAUGGGGCUAUAAAGAUAGCCCUUGAAGACAAGAAAUACAGAUUUACACUUAUAUGCCACGUGGAAGUGACUAACUGCUUUCCAGUGCUUGUCAACAUCAUCAGCAAUGCACUUCUGCAAAUGUUAAAUUCUACUGCCCAUAUUCGAAUCUGGAGCCAAGUAUUUAUGUAUGAACACAGUAGCAUAGAGCUAUGGAGCUUCUUUCAUCAAUUAAGCGUGAUUGGGAUGUUUUUAUACCCUGCUUUUCCAGCACACUUUGCAAUGACAAGCAUUCGUUACUAUAAGAUAAAAACUCGCUCUCAGCUGCGGGUCUCAGGACUCUUUCCUUCUGCAUAUUGGUGCGGAUUAGCUCUGGUGGACAUUCCUCUGCAUUGGAUUCUGCUUGUUUUUCUGCUUUGGCCAUGGUUUAGACUGUUGUCCAUUGUGGGACCUCAUGGUCACACCAUCAUAAUUUUCAGUUUGGUGUCAUUUCUGUUUGGCUAUGGUGCAUCAGUUGUCUUAUUCCUAUAUGUAUUUGCCUUCAUAUUUCGCAAAAAAUGGCAUACUAGCAGUUUUUGGUCGUUCAUCUUCAUUUUGAUGAACGUGAUUGCCCUGAUUAUCUACAUUGUCAUGACUGCAUUUUUUACAACAUAUGUGGAUUUCCUGCUAAUUUUAAUUCUUCCUAUAUUUCCAUCAAUAACUUUUUUAAUUUCUUUCACAAUGUUAAUGUAUGAAUUGGCAGAGGAUGAUAAUGCUGAAAAUAUGAAUAGACUCCUGAUGUCUUCUUUUGUGACUUAUUUCCACUGUAUAGUUCUCAUUUUUUUACUUCGCUAUCUGGUGAUGAAAUAUGGCAGGCCAGUUAUGAGAAGAGAUCCCAUUUUUAGGAUUACUCCACAGAGAAAGAGCAGGCGGCAGAAUCCUGAAGAGGCCAUUGAAGGUGAUGAUAGAGACGUUCAGGAUGAAAGGGCAAGAGUUCAGAGUGCAUUGGCCUCUGCAAAUCAGAAAGAGAGACCAGUUAUCCUUGUCCACAACCUGCGCAAGGAAUACAAAAGUGAAAAGACUUGUUCUUGUUUCAAGAACAGCAAGGCGCGGGGAAAAGUGGCCACCAGAAAUCUCUCUUUUUGUGUUAAAAAAGGAGAAGUUUUGGGGCUACUGGGACCCAAUGGAGCUGGUAAAAGUACAACAGUGAAUAUGAUAACAGGAGACACAGAUCUAACAGCUGGACAGGUGCUGAUAAAAGGGGCUGAUGCAGCUGCAACAGAAGAAAAUGCUGCUGGUUUCCUUGGCUACUGUCCCCAGGAGGAUGCCCUCUGGUCCAACCUGACCAUGAAAGAACAUCUGGAGAUUUUUGCAGCCGUGAAAGGGAUACAGAAAGGGGCAGCUGCUAUUGCCAUCAAUCGAAUAGUUCAAGCUCUAGGACUCCAGGACCAUUUAAAAAAGAAAAUCAAGACAUUGCCUGCUGGAUUAACUAGGAAAUUAUGCUUUGCCCUGAGCAUGCUGGGUAAUCCUACCUUGAUGCUAUUAGAUGAACCAACAGCAGGAAUAGAUCCCAAAGGAAAGCGGCAGGUGUGGAAAGCAAUUCAAACUGUACUGAAAGACAAAAACCAAGGAGCCAUUUUGACAACACAUAACAUGGAAGAAGCAGAGGCUGUCUGUGACCGAGUAGCUAUCAUGGUGACUGGACAGCUCAGGUGCCUUGGUUCUAUUCAGUAUCUGAAAAGCAAAUUUGGCAAAAAUUAUUUGUUACAAAUAAAAGUCAAGGGAGUAGACCAAGGGGAGCUUCUGAAUACUCAUAUUCUGCAGAUCUUCCCACGUGCAGCUCGUCAAGAAAGGAUAUCCACUUUGUUGGCCUACAAGAUCCCAAUGGAAGAUGCACUGCCCCUAUCAAAAGCCUUCUCCAUGCUAGAGGAAGCUAAACAAAGCUUCAGCUUUAAGGAGUACAGCUUUUCUUUGAAUACUUUGGAACAGGUUUUCCUAAACUUCUGCAAAGAGCAAGAGCUUGAUUAUUUUGAUAUGGCUCUGCACACAAGUUUUCAAUGGAAACGACUGCAGCAGGCUGAUCUUUAAGUUUUUCAUGGCUUAGUGCAAAAACUGAUGCUCACUCAAGCAUCAGAGAAGUGAAGACUUACAUCGACUGAAAGAAUUUUCUCUGCUAUUUCACAUGGUAGCUUGUCUCUUGAUUUGGCGUGUGCACUUCAAAGUAUAAAGUAGUUGCUCUGCACAUAUUCUUUUUGGAUCAAAGCCAUAUGAUGCAGGCAGGAAGAUUAAAGAGUUGAAUAAGUCUAUGAGAUACAGGAAUUUUAACUACCUAAUAGAGUAGCUUGCCUUACAUAGUUAUUAGAAAGCAUGAGAAGGAAGGGACAGACAACUAAUGCGCAGUCCUUUGCACACUUACUAGGAAUAACCUCCAUUGAAACAGUGGGACUUAUUUCCAAGUAAACAUGAACAGGAUUGCAUUACAUAACAGUGCUUUAAAAUCUUACCUUAAAAAGCACUGCACUCAUUCAAAGAGAUAAAAUAUUGCACAUGACCAUGUAAAGGCAGCAAUCCCUCUCCAAAAAAUAUAGAAAAAGGUUCCUCAGCAUGGAGGGAGGAGUGAGAAUGGUUCCACUUACCAGUUUUUCUGUGGAUUCAUCCCCAUAUACACACAUACUUAACCUUCAGAUGUCUAAUCAUAUGUCGAUUAAAUUCAGGAGCAAAGAAAAAUGUAUCCAAUUUUAAGAAUAAUAUAUAAUACCAAAGUAUAAAGAAGUCUGUCUUUAGCUUCAUAGAUUUUUGCAUAUUUGUCUGGAAAUCAUGUUUGUGCAUUUUUAGCUAAAACUAUACUAAGUUACCUCAGUCUGUGAAGACUUGUAACAGCAUGUCAUUUCUGUUUCUGACAUUGUUAUUGAUGGAUUUGUAUUUCUAGAGAUUGAGAUUACAACAAUAUAAAAUAAAAUGGCUAUACUUUUACUAAGGUUGUUUCCAAACAAGCAACUACUAGCUAAUAAUAAUCUUUCUUCUGCUGUAAACUGCAGAUGACAUUGCAGUUGACUUUCCAGGUUAUUGCAUCUUUUAUGUAUGUUCAUCUUACUAUGUUCUGUUCAGUGAACAUGACCUAGCUAUUGUUGGUAGAGAAGCUCCAUUUCACAUGAGCAGCCAGUUGAAGCUCAGCACACAUAACCUUUGUGGUGGGUUGCUGUUUUAUUAUCCCAUUUAUUUUAAACUGACCUUUAAAUUGAUGCUAUAUUUAAAAAAAAAAAUCAAAUGUUAGCAAACUACCACUUAAACAGUAUUUAUAGUACAAUGUAUUUUUUUUAAAUGAUGAAAAAUCCCUUUCGGUUGCCAAUAUUAACUAUGUUGCUAAAAUGACAUUGACAUGAAAUGUUUUUCCCAUUUUUUAAAAAAGGAUGAUAGCACUCUUUUAUUUAAAUGGCAUUUCACUGAUAUUUUAAUAUUUUUAAUAGCCAAAAAAGCAUUUUGGAACUUAUCAAAUAUCUAUUAAAAAUAAAUAAAUAAAUGAGGUGAUAAAAUCAUGCCCAAUGUUUGGUUAUAGUGAAACAGUGCUGAGCUGUUUGAUAUGCCACUACCGUCAAAACCCCACCUAUUUAAAAAAAUAAAAGAUCAAAACCCA